CAGAACUCCACGCCCCACCACCUCAAUUCCACACCAACGGGCAUCGGCAACAGCAACAAUGGGCGCCAGCGACUCCAAGCCUUCUUCCUCUCCAUCGCCAUCACUACCACCACCAUCCCACCACUCCUCCACCUUGUCAACCACCACCGCCGCGUCAGCCCCUGAAACACCAAAACCGAAAUGCAAGCCCUGUUGCGCAUGCCCCGACACCCGCAAACUGCGCGACGAGUGCGUGUUUGCGAACGGCGAGGAGAACUGUGUGGAGUUGAUCAAGGCGCACCAGGAUUGUAUGCGCGCUCAGGGAUUUAAUAUAUGAAGGGUCAGGAGACUUAGACUUGAAGGAUUGCGACGGAGGCGACGGGAGGUUCGUGCGGUUGAGGCCUCCUGUCAGCGAGAGAUGGUUCCCAUAUUGUGGAUAGUGGGGCAUACUUGCAUAGUGUACUUUUUUGGAAUUGUAUGUAUGUGCAUCCAGAGCCACCGCCGACUUGCCCAUACGCACCGGCGUACACAGUAAUAUCCGCAAUCCCCCUUCCAUAUACGAUACCUACAUUGGAAUGCUUACUGGUGAAAUGUCCUCGCUACAUAGCCAUAAUCUUCAGCAAGUAACGCAAUACACUUUGUGCUGAGCGUGUGUUAAACUAAGAUGACUCCAUCUGGCAAGCGGAG
This is a messenger RNA of Fimicolochytrium jonesii, 666 nucleotides long. RefSeq lists its product as uncharacterized. Lineage: Eukaryota; Fungi; Chytridiomycota; Chytridiomycetes; Spizellomycetales; Powellomycetaceae. The record is from RefSeq and is a predicted model, not a curated record. Gene Ontology annotation, molecular function: copper ion binding; copper chaperone activity. Gene Ontology annotation, biological process: mitochondrial respiratory chain complex IV assembly. Bases 59 to 316 code for a protein of 85 amino acids. Gene Ontology annotation, cellular component: mitochondrial intermembrane space. The transcript has a single exon.